AUGAUGCCCUCGAUACCACAGCCUCAUGUUAUCGCGCACUUUCGUUCGCUGGUGUGGCAAUCUCUAGACAACGAUAUGCUGCCGACAGCACUGUUUGCUGCCGAGAGGUUAAAUGCUUAUGACCCGAAAGGCGGUGACUCGGUUCAUUUAUUGGGCUUAUGUUUAUACCGGGAUGGCCAAUAUCUAGCAGCGGAGUCAUUAACAGAGAGCUGGGUCCGACAUCUAGGCUGUGCAUAUAUCUAUGCCCAAUGCUGCUUAAAGCUUGGAGAUGGCAGAGAAAGCCAGGGUAUAAAUGCCUUGGAAACCUGUAGGCGGCUUUGGAACGGGACUAGCACAUGGAAUCAGCAUUCAGAUACAGCCAGGCGCUCGAUACCAGAUGCUGCAACAGUACACUUUCUAUUGGGCAGGUUAUGGCACAACGCUGGUGAUGUGAAAAAAUCGGUGGAUUCAUAUGUAGCAGCUCUUAAACUGAAUCCAUUUGCGUGGGAGGCGUUUACCGGUCUUUGCGACACAGGCAUUUUAUCCAGAAAUUACCCCUUUGAGGGAUCGUAUGCUAACGAUAGGCUAGGUGUAAACCUACGACCCAAUGCCGUGUUUAAGCAAUCGCAAGAAAUGCUCGAGUCACUCAAGAUGCCUUCAUAUCCUUCACAACCCUCAAAUAUACCCGCCACAAUCCCAGAAGAGUCAUCGGGUCUGAAUGGUUUGCGAAAUUCAUCUGAAAAUUUACCCAGUGAUCCUUUUUCGUCCAAUGGGGGGAGCAGUAGAGACCGCUCGGAUUUAUCCUACAACAAUCAUCCAUCAUUUUUUAACAGAUUGAAUGAAGGGGUGGGUAGUAGUUUGGAGGCGGAAACCCCAACAUCGCAACCAACAGGGUCAAGUUCUCAUGAAUUAUUUGGAGGAGCGAACGGUGUUAAUGUUACCGACAAACCACCACCAGUUCGGAAGACCCGGGCGACUACCACUGAGAUUACUACAAGGAAGCUUACAAGCCGAAGCACUCGUGAGGUCGGUAAUGACGGUAAGCGGUCUGCAGCAUCUUCUCAGGAGUCAGGACCUCAAGCACCCGCUAGAAGGAGUACAAGACUCACAAGCAAAUUUACAAGCAAGUUGGGUGUUGGAACAGAGAGGGAAACUAGAUUGGGAACAAAGGAGAGGGAACGGGAAGCCAAAAAAGCAAGGACUGUAGCCAAUCGAAGCCGAAGUCUGCAUCUAACGGGAACUUCUGCUUCUGCAAAAGAGCGGCAAAAGGAGAGAGAGCGGGAGAACAGUGAAGAUAUCAAUAUGUCUGAUGCUACAUCAAAACCAACCUUUGCGCCGGGGCAUCAGAUUGAUAUAAAGAAGCAGGAAGCGCAGUUAUUUAUACUUGACCUAUUCAAGAAAGCUGGUGCUGGGUAUUUCAGUCUGAGCAGAUUUCGAUGCAAGGAAGCUCUUCAUGCGUUAAACUCGCUACCCUUGAGUCAAAAGGAUACCCCUUGGGCCCAAAGCCAGCUUGGAAGAGCAUACUACGAAAUGGCUAACUAUAUUGAGGCUGAAAGAUGCUUCUUAAGAGUACGCCAUUUGAGCCCCGUUCGAACCCGGGACAUGGAAGUAUUUUCAACAAUUCUCUGGCACCAGCGUAAGGAAGUAGAUCUUUCUUACUUGGCGCAUGAGUUGGUUGAGCUUGACCGACUUUCGCCAGAGGCUUGGUGUGCGCUUGGUAACUGCUUUUCUCUACAGCGAGAUCAUGACCAAGCUUUGAAAUGCUUCAAAAGAGCAACACAACUUAAUCCGAAAUUGGCGUAUGCCUUUACACUUCAAGGGCAUGAACAUGUGAGUAAUGAGGAGUACGAGAAGGCUCUUGCUAGCUAUCGAAGCGCGAUCACCGCCGAUAGUAGGCAUUACAACGCAUGGUACGGUCUUGGGAAAGUAUUUGAGAAGAUGGGUAAGUUCGACACUGCAGAGAAGCAUUUCCGGACAGCAUCGAAGAUAAAUCCUACGAAUGCUGUUUUGGUGUGUUGUGUUGGGAUGGUGAUGGAAAAGAACAAGGAUUUUAGGGGAGCAUUGCACCAGUAUAACAUUGCCUGUGAAAUGUCACCUACAAGCGCACUCUCUAGGUUCAAAAAGGCACGAACUUUGAUGUUGCUCAAGAGCUACCAGCCUGCUCUUAAAGAGCUACGGGUAUUAAAAGAUCUCGCGCCAGAUGAAGCCAAUGUCCAUUACCUUCUGGGGAGAUUGCAUAAAUUGCUCCAUGACAAGAAAAGUGCCAUUAAACAUUUCACCAUUGCCCUUAACCUAGAUCCAAAGGCCGGUCAUUUAAUAAAAGAAGCUAUUGAGAACCUUGACGAGGACGAAGAAGACGAGUAUUCGGGUGACGCGGAAGAAAACCGUUUUCUGGAUCAUUAAUCGCUGCGAAAGGGUUGAAAGUGGCCUGGAUGUGGAGGCUUGGGGCUUGAUUCUGUGGAAAUCGAAUACUACGAAGUGAUGAUCAAAACAAAAAGGGAGGAGCGGACUGUAUUGCAUAGCCUUUUUCCGUGUCUUGUGAAUGCAUAGCUUUCUUUUAUGCCUCUUUCUCUCCUUCGGUCUUGUUAUUGGGGUUUUUCUUUCCUGCAAAGCGGUCUUUGGGGUGGGUUGGUUUUAUUCUCAUUUCUAAAGGGGUUCUUUUCUCAUAUAUAUAUAUACGGUUACAAUUGCUACCAGGGUAUGGAUGGGAUGCAUGGAGUGGGCUCCUUUUUUCCUUUGUUUGUUACUACUAUACACUUUUAGAGCUCUUUCUUCUCUUCGGAGAAGUUGUGCGUGUUAUUGGCGGGGAACUGCAGGUGUACUCAAGGCAACCUCCCCCUUAUCCGUUACCCCCAUUAAACCUUUUUCCAGCCCUAGCCAGCUUGCUUUGUGUAGUGGUGGUGUAUGAUAUUAUUAUUCAGUUGUUUUUCUGUCUU
Tuber melanosporum (Perigord truffle) is the source of this 2915-nucleotide messenger RNA. RefSeq lists its product as uncharacterized. Gene Ontology annotation, molecular function: protein binding. The record is from RefSeq and is a predicted model, not a curated record. The coding region runs from base 1 to 2382 and encodes 793 amino acids. Gene Ontology annotation, biological process: cell division. Lineage: Eukaryota; Fungi; Ascomycota; Pezizomycetes; Pezizales; Tuberaceae. The transcript has 6 exons.